Molecule: messenger RNA, 783 nt
Organism: Naegleria gruberi
Lineage: Eukaryota; Heterolobosea; Eutetramitea; Acrasida; Naegleriidae
Gene: AM43
Exons: 1
Coding region: 1-783 (260 amino acids)
Biological process (GO): regulation of transcription by RNA polymerase II
Cellular component (GO): core mediator complex; mediator complex
Molecular function (GO): transcription coactivator activity
Source: RefSeq, a predicted model, not a curated record
AUGGACAGAAAAUCAUCAUCAAUGAUGUUCGAUCCAAUCAUCACAACAGACGUCGAUGACUUGGUGGAGGAAGAAGAAAACGAUCAAUUAUUAGCAACAAAAACAUGGAGAGAUGAACUCUUCUUACGUUUUAGACCAAUAGUUAAUGAGGAUACAGCAUUGGAGUAUUUUUGCAAUAGAUCAAACCCUUUCUAUUCGAAAAAGUCUGUCAAUGAAACACUCCGAAUGCAACAAACAGGAGGUAUCAUUGAUAGGAAUGCUCUCCUAGAAUCAACAGAGGGUAUUCGAUAUUCUGUUGACUCUAAACGAUCAAAACCUCCUUCCCUCUUCAUCAUUAAAAAAGAGAAGGUGGAAAAGAAGGAUAGGAAUGCUCCAAAAUUAUUGAAUUUGUACUAUAUAGCUGCGGAAGCUGGUGUUGUUUAUCAGUCACCUUCUGUUUAUGACGUGAUACAAGCAAGAUCUUUUAAUUCUCUUUCUCUGUUGAAUCAAACUUUCAAGGAAAUACAACCUCAUGUUGAAUACACAACAAAUGAUGUGACUGUUCUCUCUAGUCCAUUAGCAAAAAAGGAUGGAAACAAAUCGGAGGAAGAGGAUCGUUUUGUUGUUGCCAACUUACCUCCUUAUUCUGUAGAGAUGCAAAACCAUGUUUCCCGACUUAUCGACCUGUUAGAUAUUGACACAAACACAUUGAUACAAAACAAACAAAACAAGAAUGCCUUCCAAAUUCAACCAUCAAUAGAUCCAAAUUAUCAACAACCUGCCACAAUAAAGGAAGAGCAUUGA